Molecule: messenger RNA, 4139 nt
Organism: Papilio polytes (common Mormon)
Lineage: Eukaryota; Metazoa; Arthropoda; Insecta; Lepidoptera; Papilionidae
Product: ral GTPase-activating protein subunit beta
Exons: 24
Coding region: 219-3761 (1180 amino acids)
Biological process (GO): regulation of small GTPase mediated signal transduction; activation of GTPase activity
Molecular function (GO): GTPase activator activity
Source: RefSeq, a predicted model, not a curated record
UCGAAUGUCAAAAUUAUCAAUACCGUGGCUUAUUUGUUUUGUUUAGAUUUUCUUGGAUUAUAAGAAAGUAGAGUAGUAAGAAGUAACUCGAUGAAAAAUUAAUCCAAAGUAAAAACAAAGUUCUUUAAUGUGUUGGCGAUCCAAGGCGUUCCAAUAGAAGUGCUAUUAAACAGAAUCUUCGUAUUCGCGAGCUUGGUACCGUUAGGUAUUCUUUAUUUAUGAAUGUGGGAAUUUUCAACAGAGUUAAUUUUAAGAGCAAGGACAGUGAGGGUAUGUAUUCAGAAUGGAGCUCACUGCCACUGGAAGGAGGUGGGCAAGGUGUGCUGGGUGCUGUCGGCGGCCGCGAUGUCGUGCUUGCUGUCGUCAAACAGCUAGCCAGCCAUCAGCCAAGUCCAUUGACUACUGACACUGAGGUUGAAUGGGUGCUAGAGGUUUUGCGUUAUGGUCUAUCUCUACCGUUAACUGAACAUGAAGCAUUACGCGCGUGUGUGUACGUGUGUCAUGCGUGGCUCGGCGCACUGCUGCCCCCUGCGCCGGCGUCGCAGCCCCCGCAGCCCGCCAUCCCGCCGCCCCUAGCUGCGGAUCCUAAACGAUACGCCUCUAAGAUACUCAGCCAUUUACAUAACCUCUUCAUUCCGAGAGCUGAUGACAGUGCAGAUUUGAUCAGCAAGCAGGCGGUGCUGUGCCAUCGCGUGCUGCGGCUGGCACGGUCGCUGGCGGACAGCGGGGCGCUGGGGCCGCGCGAGUGGCGCUCGCUGCUACUGCUCCUGCUGGCGGCCGCCGCUGCGCUGCUGGCGCCCCCCGCCCCCCACCACGGCGCGGAGCAGCUCUGCGAGCGAGUGCUGUGCGUGCUAUUUGAAGUCUGGAUACUGGCUUGUCAUAGAUGUUUCCCGUCGCCGGCGCUGUGGCGCACGCUGCGCGAGCAGUGCGUGCGCUGGCGGCACCGCGCGCCGCUGGCGGAGCAGUGGGCGCGCGCCUCGCUCUGCCUCACGGCGCGCUUGCUCGCGCACAUGUACGGGCCCAUGUUCCCCGCAAUGCCUAUCGGCGAGGAGGACGCGAACCUGGUGCCGGCGGAGAUGAGCGCGGAGGCGGUGAUGCAGACCUGGUACCGCGUCCUGCACACCAUCGGCAACCCGGUCGACCUCUGUCGCCCACAUCUUAUCAGUCAGACCCCAGAAUUUUUACAGGAGGUUAUAAUAAUAUCGACGGGGCGCGGUGCGGACUGGCGCGAGAGCUGUGGGGCGGGGGCGGGGGCGGGGUCAGGGGCGGCCCAGGGCGGCGCUGGGGCGGGGGAGGGCGAGGACGAGCUGACGCCCCCCGCGCACCGCCGCCUCGCCAAGUCCUUCAGCGUGGCGUCAAGGCCACGCGACAAGCUUGCUGAACGAAGCACUCCGCGCUCUUCACUGAUAGGAUUGACCGGCAGUCGACCACCUAGCGUUGCUCCUACAACGCCACCUAAUUCUAUCUCCUCACAAGUAGGCGAGACAGAGAAACCUCCAUUGACUCCGUUACGUCCAAAAGUAAACUCCAUCUUACAUUUGUUUGGCGAAUGGUUGUUUGAAGCGGCUCUUAUAGGAACUACAUCUAAUACCAACCAACCUAGAACCGAAGGCACUCCGCCGCCGCCGUCUCUGUCUGACGCCAGUCAUAGACUAAACAUGAUGAGCUACCAACCUGGUCGCGCGGUGGCUUUGGGCACAUUAUGCCGCGUGAUCUGCUCGAAGCAGUGCCGUGAGGAGGUGGUGGCGCCGUACUUAGCGCGUGCGUACGCGGCGCUGCAACGAGGCCUGCAAGACCCCGCCACCGCCGCCGCUAUCGUACUAGAUGCCGCGGAUAUAUUCAGAUUGGACUUAGAUGGUGUGCUGGUGUUAGUGCCAGAUUUCAUCACAGCUUUGGACCUUAUUCUGUCGGAGAGAGAGCCUAAAAUCGACUGCGGGUCGAUAGAUAAGCGCGAGUUGAGGAAAGCUGCUAUCAGCCUACUUCUGUCUCUUGUCGCGUUUCCGUACCAUUACAGAGGUCUGCCUGUGCCGGAGUUCCCUGGAUGUAAUGAGUACGCCGGUAUGACGAUUGGUGACUACGCAAGAGGUAAAUUAUCCCUCAUCUGCGUGUCCGCGGUACAAGUGGAGACGUCAGAGGCAUUAGCGGUGCCGUUGCUAAGCGCACUCUAUCUGUGCGUCCGCCAUAACGCUUACGUCACUACCGGCAAAGCGCACAGCGCGCCGCCCGGCUCCACCAUGUCGCACACCACAGAGUAUAAAGCGCACUCUGACGGCGGGCGCGGCGAGCACGCGCAGGACGACUACGCCGCCGACGUUAGGGAUCUUGACCCGUCGUCGCCUGUUUUCGGUGCGGCUUUAGUUGUACGUGCGACGUACCUGGUGUGCCACCGACUGAUAUCCUCGUGGAAGGGCGACCUUCAAGUCUCCCUCGCAGCUUUGGAACUGCUCUCAGGGCUCGCCAAACUACACUCUGUUAGACCUGAGGCGAUCGAACGCAAGCGUGCUGUGCGUUGGAUCUGCGACUACAUAGCGGUGCAGUGCGGGCGGCCCCCGCAGGCGCACUCGCGCGACCUGCACUCCUGCGUGGUGGCGGCCUACCACUGCUUGGCGGCGUGGCUCUGCCCCGCGCUGCUGGCCGAUGUAGACUGCCUCACCGCGCUAAUGGAGGUCGUCGAACUUGGCAUAUCCGGCUCCAAGAGCCAUGGUCAGUUAUACAAUUCAAACUCCGCGCUCACCGUACACGUGCUGUACGCGCGCGCCGCGCAGCGACACGCGCACGACAUCGUCGCCAACGCGCACCGCACUGACCUCGCACCCGCUUAUAUUAAUAUGCUGAGAGGUUUGGGGCGUGCCGUGAACGUACGUGGACACGCGGGGUGGGCGGGCCACGUGCGCAACAGCUACGACGCGCACGCGCCGCGCCCCGCCCCGCGCCACGCCCACAAACACACUGCCAACCCUCCCCCGGCCAUAUACGACGGCACACAACAGAUAUUGUACUGGUCGGACUCCACGGACGAGAUAGCGUUCAUAGUGCCGUCUGGUAACGAGAUCCUGGAGACUGAGGAGAAGGUGGCUCAGAGCGACAGCCUCAAGUCCUAUGUAGAUGGGCCUUGUGCAUCCACUUGCAGUAAGGGUGCGUGUGUGUCGGGGUGCGAGGGCGCGCCGGCGUACGUGCGUAGUGUUAGCGAGAGCGAGCGCGGGCCGGGGCCGCCGGGGGGGCAGGCGGAGCGCGGGGAGCGGCGCGCCGCGCUGGCGGACAGCGCACGCGCCCUCUCGCUGGAACUGGACAAGCAACCCAGCGCUGGCGUCACUGGAAGUGGACGAAGAAAUAGAGACUUCACCGCGAAGAUUCUCAUCGUUUGGUUAGAGGAUUUUGAAGACCAUCUAAAUCUACCCGUCGAUGACUUGCUGCGGUACUGCGAGACGGGCGUGCCGUGGCGGCGGCAGGAGGCGAGCGUGGUGUGUGUGAGCGCGGUGCGCGGCGGGCUGGUGCGUGUGCGCGUGCCGGGGGGCGCGGGCGCGGGCGCGGCGGGGGCGGCCGGCGUGCUGGCGGAGGGCGCGCUGGUGGCGCCGCGCGCGCUGCCCGACUGUCUGCGCCGCGCCGCGACACAUCUCGCCCGCCGCACUCGCCUGCAAGCUGAACUGUACCAACCGCCGCACGUUCGUCGGCGUCACAUGAUCCAAGAAAUCGCACAGCAAUAUCGCCGCGACCUCUCCGAGCCGGAGUUACUCGAGUCACUGUUCCGACCGCCCAACUAACAUCAACAUAUAUGUACAAUCAGGGAAUCUGUCGAUGUUACACCUCAAAUACAAUAAUUACACGGCUAGUUUCUUUUUGUUAUUAUCUAGUCGUUUGCGCAAUUUACUUCUACAUAUUUGGAUCUGAAGCGGCAUUUGUCUCUUGCAAGGAAUUAAGCAUUGUUGUAAAUGGAGUACGGCGAAAUUCCGUGACUGUACCGAUUCCAUCAUUUCUCAGAAAAAAAUUGGUUUCGACUUGAAUUUUAUGACACUUGUUUAGCUCUAACUAUUGAGGAAAUAAUUUAGUCGCCCAGUUUUCGAAUGUAACUAAAAUAUUAUAUUUUAAUAUUAAUUUGUUUAGUGUUUUUUAAUCAGCUUAGUUAUUAUAAUGUUCGUAAG